AUGAAAUCUCUUUCCCUUCUCGCUCUCGCUGCGGCGGUCGCGGCUCAGAACUUCGAUGCUUGUACAGAGGCCGGACAGGCGUUCUGCGACGGUGGCUCCCUCUCCACCGACUCCAUCAUCCAAUGUACCGGCCCUGGUGUAGGUGCCCGCGACUGCGUCGUCUUCAACUCGGUGUCCUCCUUCACCCUCGACUCCUCCGUCUGCGUGCCCCGCAGGCCCCAGAACCCACCCCCGGUUCCAGCUCCGGCGGGAGUGCCCCUACUCGUCCAGGUGGUCCCGGGAACGGCGGCGGCGAACAGCCUGAGCCCACCCGUACUGGUCGUCCAGGAGAAGGUGGCGGCGGCGGUGGCGGUGGCGAGCCCCAGCCCCUACCCGUACUGGUGGUGGCGGUGGCGAGCCCCAGCCCCUACCCGUACUGGUGGUGGCGGCGGCGGCGGCGGCGGCGGCGGUCGCCCUGAUGAACCAGAGCCUACUCGUCCCGGCCCGCCCCCGUCCGAAGGUGGUGGUGGUGGUGGCGGUGAAGAGCCGGAGCCCACCCGGCCGGGACCUCCGCCCUCCGAAGGCGGCGGUGAUCGCCCCACUGCCACUGGUGGUCCCGGAGGCCCCGGCGGCCCUGGUGGUCCUGGUGGUCCUGGUGGUGAACGGCCUACCGCAUCCACGUCUCCCACCCGACCUCCUAACGGUGGCCGCCCCACUGAUACCGAACCUGGUCGCCCCGGCCCCACUGGUUCGGAGUCCGGCCGUCCCGGUCCCCCGGAGGUGGCCCCACGACCGCCAUCACCACUACUCGCGGUGGCGGCGGCGGCGGCGGCGGCGCAAACGCUACUUCCUCUACUCGGCCACCAACAUCCACUUUUGUACCUGCCGGUGCCGAGACCCUUCACGCAGGAGGACUGGUAG
Messenger RNA from Parascedosporium putredinis, 900 nucleotides. NCBI's taxonomy places the organism in Eukaryota, Fungi, Ascomycota, Sordariomycetes, Microascales, Microascaceae. The record is from the annotation of a GenBank genome assembly.